Messenger RNA from Vicia villosa (hairy vetch), 1268 nucleotides. RefSeq names its product cyclin-U1-1. Bases 377 to 1078 code for a protein of 233 amino acids. Gene Ontology annotation, molecular function: protein kinase binding. Gene Ontology annotation, biological process: regulation of cyclin-dependent protein serine/threonine kinase activity. The transcript has 2 exons. The record is from RefSeq and is a predicted model, not a curated record. Lineage: Eukaryota; Viridiplantae; Streptophyta; Magnoliopsida; Fabales; Fabaceae.
UUGCCCUUUUCUUUGACCGGUAGCUAUUGUUUUAUGGUCCCUUCAUUGGAGCCUAGUAUUUACAGGGUACGAAAAUGAACCUACAAUUAUGUCUUGCGUAAGAAUCAACCAAGCCAAGUUGUUUUUGCCAACUGUAUAUUCUCAGGGGUGACUUGGUUUUUCCUAGAACAAACCACAAAGAUGUGGGACCCCUUAAAGAAUAUAAGUGGCUAGAGGUUUGCAAAUAUUAAGAAAAAUCUUUGCUAUGGACAUAGCCACACACCCAAACCAGAUAACAUGCAGAUAUAUAAUUAGCUCCUUACCACUCAAAUAGCAAAUUUGAGCAUUUGCUAAUUCAACUUCCCUGAGUGAAACUUAAACCACCAAGAUGGCCUAAAUGUUAACAGCAAGUGAGUACAGCAACAACGGCCGGCAGCAUCAGCCGGUAACAGGGCCUGCCGAGCUAAACUUGCCAAGAGUGCUGUGGAUCCUGUCUUCCACCUUAGAGAAGCUAGUUGCUCGCAAUGAAAAGCUCGUGGAUGAGCUGAACCAGCAACUAAAUAAACUGAGCUCUGACUCAGUAAGAUUAGGGAAGAGCUUGAAUGCCUUUCAUGGCGUACGAGCACCGGGCAUAAGCAUACCUAAGUACUUGGAAAGGAUAUACAAAUACACUAAUUGUAGCCCAUCAUGUUUUGUUGUUGGCUAUGUGUAUAUAGACAUGCUGACUCAUAAGCACCCUGAUUCUCUUGUCUUAUCCUUGAAUGUUCACAGAUUGCUAGUUACCUCUGUCAUGGUUGCUUCCAAGAUGCUAGAUGAUGAACAUUAUAACAAUGCGGUAUAUGCUCGAGUAGGCGGCGUGAGUAAUGCGGAAUUGAACAAGCUUGAAUUGGAGUUACUCUUUCUGUUGGAUUUUAAAGUCGUGGUUAGCUCUCGAGUUUUCGAAAGUUACUGUCUGCACUUAGAAAAAGAGAUGCUUGUAAAUGGCACAGGCUUGAAGAUUGAAAGAGCAUUGUCACCAAAAUCUUUUGAGACUGAAAUUUCAGUUGAAGAUAAGAAAAGCUCUUCCCCACCUCCAAUUGUGGAUUAUGGAUUGACAUAACAUAAGUCCUUCUUUUUUUCUGUUGUCAAUUUUGGGGUCCCUUGCCCUGUUUAGUCCUUUAUCUUUUUCUUCAUGGCUAAGCAAUUAUUGGAUUGUUCAUUGGACAGUUUCUUAUUUAUAUGAAUAUAAUUCCUAUGAACUUUGUCAAAUUUGACUUUAGUUGUAACAAGACAUAAUCAUAUUCAUUGUU